CUCGAGCCAGUCAGUUCUGUACGAACUGCAUGCGCAAGCAAACGCAUACUCCAGUUACUAUAUUACGUUUACGUGAGUGUAUAAAUUCGAGGUCUCGAAUCUCCAGCAAACAAACGGAUAUCUAAGUUUCAUUUAUGUAAGCAACUAAAUAUUUAAAAACCAUAAGAGUGGAAUUACACAAAAAGUAGAAACAGAGGAUAGUGAUAUGAAGAAACCAAAAGAACAUGCGACAUAUAAUAUAACAAUGCUAGAAUUUAUAUCUACAUGACAACUUAAAAAACAAAAACUGACCUCUUAAGUUUUCAAAGAAGAAUUUUGAUGCAAACGCCCGAGAUUGAAGGUUGUCUUCUUGAUGUCUCGAGGAAACAUAAACGCUAGGCAAAUUCCUAAUUGUAAAGAUGUUGAAUCUGGCGCUAAUGUGGAUGCCGUUCAAAUCGCGAUCGGUGAUCUCGGCAGGUGGCAAAUUAUCGUCUGUCUGGCAGUUUCUCUGGUCAAAUUUCCGGUAGCUUGGCAUCAAUUGGCAAUCGUCUUCAUGGCUCCUCAUCAAAACUACAACUGCACGAACCCGAUUACUAUAGAUUUCAAAGAUCAAUGCUCGGUCAAUCAUAAUGGCACGCUGAUCAAAUGCACAGAAUGGGAGUACGAUAGAAAGACAUUUCCCGAGACCAUCAUAUCGCAGUGGAAUUUAGUCUGCGAUAGAACGCAUUUUGCAAAUAUCCAACAGUCUAUUCUUAUGUUCGGAGUGCUUCUUGGAAAUAUAAUCUUUGGUAGUCUUGCGGACAGGUACGGCAGAAAAAUGCCGCUGAUGGUUUCUGUUGUUCUUCAACUGUUAUCAGGCAUUGCAUGUGCUGCAGUUCCUUGGUUUCACGUUUUAUUGCUAAUGAAGCUAUUGAGUGCAUUGGCUACUGGAGGCACGAUGGUUACUAGUUACGUAAUUUGUAUGGAGAUAGUAGGUACACAAUGGCGAGCUGCUAUCACUAUUUUAUAUCAAAUUCCGUUCAGUUUAGGCCAUAUGUCGUUAGCAGGACUUGCGUAUUGGUUUCGACAUUGGCAGCAACUACAAAUUGCCAUUACUCUUCCAUCCAUUAUUCUUUUAAGCUAUUGGUGGAUAAUACCUGAAUCACCUAGAUGGUUAUUGGCUAUGGGAAAACAGAAAGCAGCUUGCAAAAUAUUGCAGAAAGCAGCAAACAUAAAUAAAGUGAAAAAUGUAGACAUUUCUGAAAUAGUUAGAAAACAUUAUCUGCACCAAAAUCUUAAGAAAUCUACGCUGGAUCAUAAAGCUUCAUUUUUGGACUUGUUUCGCACACCAAACAUGAGAGUUAAAUCUCUUUCAAUUUUCUUCAAUUGGAUGGUUUGCGGAAUGGGUUUGUUUGGCAUGUCACAAUACAUUGGCGAGGUCGGUGGCGAUAUUUUUAUUAAUUUCGCAAUGUCAGGUGCUAUACAAAUUCCGGGAAACUUUGUCGCGUGGUGGGCAAUGAAUAAAUUAGGUCGGCGAAUUACUUUGAUCUGCAGUAAUUCCAUAGCUGGCGCAGCCUGUUUAUUCCUACUUAUCGUAGCAAAAGAUAUGGCGUGGCUGAGAUUGCUUCUAGCAUGUUCCAGUAUUGUCGGCAUGUCGGUAUCGUUUACGACAGUCUAUCUUUUCUCUGGAGAACUGUUUCCUACGGUUAUAAGAAACAUUGGAGUUGGUACAAGCAGCAUGUUUGCCAGAGUAGGCUCUAUUCUAGCACCCUUUGUAGUAUCUUUGAAUUACAUUGAAGCGUGGCUACCGCCUAUUAUUUUCGGAAUUAUGCCGUUAGCUGGAGCAGCGUUGUGUCUGUUAUUACCCGAAACUGCCGGAUGUAUAUUACCGGAAACGCUUCAGGACGGUGAAGAGUUUGGAAAAAAGAAACUGAAACAAAACCAUGAGGAUCUUCAAGCAGAAGCGAUAUUCUAAAGAAAAAGUUGGCUACAAUAAGUCUUCAAAUAUUACCAUACAGUUAAAGCUGUGCAUCGAAUUAUUUGUGAAUAACUCGAAUGCAAUUAAUCAACUGCUAAUAUAGAGUAACUUUUUUAGCCACUUGCAUUUAUUAAUUUUAUUUAUCAUAUUAUUACAUUGUAUAAUACAUUAAA
Pseudomyrmex gracilis is the source of this 2109-nucleotide messenger RNA. RefSeq names its product organic cation transporter protein-like. The transcript is spliced from 11 exons. Gene Ontology annotation, cellular component: membrane. Gene Ontology annotation, biological process: transmembrane transport. NCBI's taxonomy places the organism in Eukaryota, Metazoa, Arthropoda, Insecta, Hymenoptera, Formicidae. The record is from RefSeq and is a predicted model, not a curated record. Gene Ontology annotation, molecular function: transmembrane transporter activity. The coding region runs from base 353 to 1933 and encodes 526 amino acids.